UGGCUAGCCGAAUGGUGGUGCAGGAAGUAGUUAGUGCACGGUUUGAUGGCGCGUGUUGAAUUUGGAGUAAUAAUAUUAUUGUGGAAUGUUUAAACGCGUGCGCGAAAGAAAUAAUAACGGGCCUUAGAGAGGUGAACGGAGGCCACUGGAUCCGAAUAUAGCUGAUACGGGCGGCUGGCGCCAUGUACCGAGGGCCGAGGCCGCACCGAGGCGCGUAUCCUCCUCCUGCAGCGUCCCGCGGCUUCGCUCCGCGCGGCCCGCCUCCCUCGAGCGCAUACCCCGGCGCUCCGUACCGCGCCGAGCACGCGCGGGGCACCAACGGCUAUCCGCAUGCCUACCGCCGACACUCGGAGUUUCCGCGGAGGCGCUAUUCAUCCCCGGGAAGAGGGUCGGGGGAAGACUUCCGAGGCGACGGGCCUCCCCCUAGAGACUACGGCCAUAGAUAUACCCCUUCACCUCCUCAUGGUGGUCUCCCCACUGACCAUAGUCUUGUUAUAACUGUGGGCAACGAGUUGACCAGUUUAUCUCAGAGCACAGGAGUGGACAUGCCCUAUGCCAGAGAUUAUUCUCCACAACGGUCAAGCUAUGAGGCCCAUGAUGAGCAUCGGUUAAGAAGGCACAGUGAUAGCCGUUGUGGUAACAGAGGCUGGAGCCAUAGUCCGAACAGAAUUCACAGCCGAAGUCGUCCUCGCAGCAGAAGCCGUAGCCGCCCGGUGAGUCGCAGCAGGGCGCUGAGCCGAGGACGUAGCAGACCACGCAGCAGGAGUAGGAGUAGAAGCCAGAGCAGGGGAAGAAGUAGAGCGAGGAGCAGGGCAAGGAGCAAGAGUAGACCAUGCAGCAGAAGCCGUAGCAGGGCAAGGAGUCGGAGUCAGAGCAGGGGGAAAAGCAGGGCAAGGAGUCGGAGUCAGAGCAGGGGAAAAAGCAGGGGGAGGAGUCGGAGUCAGAGCAGGGGAAAAAGCAGGGGGAGGAGUCGGAGCAGAGCAAGAAGCAAAACAAGGAACAGGCCAAGGAGCCGGAGCCGAAGUGGCACCAGCAGCAGCAGCAGCAGAAACAGCAACAGAGAUAAGGAAGACUUUCGAGAGCUUGAAAGGGCCCGUCGACGAAAAGAGCUGGAGGACAUGCUCACGAUGCCCACUAAGUCCAUCUUGAAAAAGAGAGUUGACUCCUCCGAGACUGAUUCUCCUAUGAUCGGACAGAGUACUGACUCCCCACAAGAGAAUCCAGGCAGUGGUCUUUCAAAGGAUGCAGAGCAGUUGCUAUGUGCAGUGACUAAAACCAUGGACCCAGACUUACUGGCUUCAGUGUUGUCUAGAAAUUCUAAUGCCAGUGCCUUUGAAGAGCUCUUAAGCAAAUUACAACCAACCAAAGAGAGCGGGCAUGGGUUCUCUCUUCCUCAUGAAAGUAGCGGCCAGGAGAAUUCAGACCUUACUCAACUUCUCAGUGUGAUGGCAGAGGCAGUAGCCCCACCAACAGACAAAAAGAAAAACUUUGUAGAUAUUGAAGACGAGGAGAAGUUCCUGUAUGGGGACGAGGAAGAGGAAGCCACAUCCAAGGCAAAAGAAAUGCCAAAAUCUGGACAGUGUAGCUUAUUGAAUGUUUAUGAGAAACCUGGAGCUGAUUUGCUGUAUCAUGAACCAAGGACUGGUAUAGGACAUGAUCUCCAUAGAAAAGAAUAUGGACGUUCUUUCAGUCAGCAUUCUGAAGAGGAUGAAAGUCAAAUAAAGAAACAGAGCAAAUAUCGGGAUAAGAACUAUUCUAAAGUUUUGCCUGGGCAGCAUCUUGAUGAGGAACCGCAGAGUAAAACACCAGUAACUAGCACUCAUGAUGCUCAGGUUAGGGCAGAGGUUGAGGAAUAUGAGAAGAUCCAAGACCUCCUUAAGACUAUUGGCCUUGACCUGGGCGUAGCUGAGAUCAGCAAGAUGGCUGCGAGGACUCAAGAGCGCCUCCAGGGUAAAAAUCCUGCAAAGUCUUCUGUCAAAAGGCAACAGUCUGACCGGAAACGCCAGAGCCACAGCAGGAGUUCCAGUAGCUCCAGCGGGAGAAAGAGCAGAAGUCGGAGUUCAAGCAGGAGAAGCAGCUGCAGCAGUAGAAGCAGUCGGAGCAGAAGCUAUGAGCGCACCUUGAGUUGUAGCAAGAAGAAGUCUGUUCCUCUUGAAAGACGUCCGUUGCGAUCAGACAGUCAGAGUAAGAGAGAGGUUCGGCCUGGCACUAAAGCUGAAGAGAGCACGUGGACUCGCACAGGACCACCUCCUCCUGAAAUUGGGACUCCCGGAACAAAUCAUUUCCCAACUCAUUCUGCCCACCCAAUGCCUCCUUAUCCACAAGCACAGUCACAUAUACCUCCUAAUUAUCCUCCACCUGGUUAUGAUCCUUAUGGGAACUACAUGCCAUAUAUGCCUCAAGGCUGGCCCCUGUACCCUCCUCCUGGAAUGCCAAUGCCCGCUCCAACACCACCAUCUAUGAAAGACUACAGCUCCCCUGCCAUAGAGCGACCCUUCCUGAAAGUAAUCAAUACUGUAGCAAACGAAGCCGAAGGGAUGGAUAAAAAAGGUUUAAAGGUGGAUCCAUUACAGAGCAUUACAAUUGCAUGCAGUGGAAACCAGAGGAGGGUAAUUGAAGAAAAGAAUAAUGCCAAUCAGAAGCAAAAGGUAACUGAAGAGCUUGAAAAGCUAAAGAAGGACCGAGAUUCCCGAUUGAAGAAAAAAGAGAGUCUGAUAAAAGAAUUGGAGACACUACGAAAACAGCAAGGGGAGCUCCUAAGGAAAAAGCGAAGGGAGAAAGAUGGCCACAAAGACCCCAUCCUUAUGGAGCUUGGUCGUCUACAAGAGGACGUGAUGGCCCAGAUCUCUGUUCUGCGCACUGAACAUGGGGCAGCAGAAAAGAAGUAUGAAGAACUAGUGAAGGUGGCAACCAUCCUGGGGCUGGACCACAGAAACCUUAGGAGCUCGGCAGAACAGACACCAUCUCAUAGCAAGUCGAAAGAGUCCAGAAGCCCAGAGAAAUCUAAAUCUGCCUGCAUCACAUCCUGCCCACAGGAUACCAGGUCCUCAGCUCCAGGACCCAGCACCAGAUCGGAUUCAGUAAGCGAGAUAUUUGAGUACUAUGAUGCAGGAAACCACUGGUGCAAAAACUGCAACGUUACUAGUGGUUCCAUGUUUGAUUUUUUCACACACUUGCACAGCAAAACGCACAGAAAGACUAUAGAUCCCUACAUCAGACCAUGGGCAUCGAAUUUGGAACGUGAGAAGAAGCAUCUUACAGGAGAACUCAUUUCUAAACCUUCAAAAGGCUCGGAAUUUAUGUUACCUGUGAGGGGAUUUUUUUGCCAGUUGUGUAAAGAGAUUUUCGGUGACCCUAUUUGUGCAGAGGCCCAUGUUUUAUGUCAUGAGCACAAUGAACAGUAUAAGAAACAAAUGUACGAGAACCCACUUUAUGAACAGCGGAGAAACCUGGAUCGCCAAGCUGGCAUGGAGAGCGAAAGAAAGCAGACUGAGCACAAACGAAAGCGUGAAGACGACGACUCCCAGGAUGAGCAGAAAAACUCCAGCAAAGAGCAAGCGAAAAAGCCCAAAUGCAGGAAUGAAGACGACGAUCGCCUGAAAUACGUCAAGGAAGAGGAUCGGAAAUCGAAAUAUAUCAAAGAGGAGGAGAAUAAACCUAAAUCGAAGAAAGAGGAGGUUGAAAGGAGCAAAAAUAGAAAAGAAGAGGAAGAGAGGAAUAGGUAUGCAAAGGAGGAGGAGGAGAGGUACAGACACAAGAAAGGGGAUGAGGAGAGGUACAAGUCUGAAGUAGACAAAUACAGAUACAAGGAAGAAAAUCGGUACAAGUACAGAGAGGAUAAUGAGAAGUAUAAAUACGGAAGGGAAGAUGAAAAAUCUAAGUAUCGGAAAGAGGAUGACAAGAAAUACAAAUACGGCCAUGAGUCUGAGGAAGAGAGGAGGCCAAAAUACAGGGAGGAGGAGGCGCAAAAGUUGCUGAAAUCCAAAUGGGAGGAAGACGAAGAGGAGGAUGAGGAGGAAGAGGAGAGGCCCAAAUACGGCAAAAGGGAGGAUAAAAAGCAACACCAGAGAGGAGGGCGCAAAGAUGAGAGAGAGAAGUGUUCUUUAAAAGAUGCUAAGGUUGACCUCGAGAAGUCUAGUGAGCUUCCAAAGGUUCUUUGCGGGCCGAGUCCAGCGAUGCUUGCAAAACUUCGAAAAAAGAAUGAAGACUUCACUUCACGUCCUGCCCUUGGAAAAUUCACUUGGAAAAAGGCUGAAAAGACGUCUCUGGAGAAGGAGGCCGAGAAAAUUGCUGAGCAGUUUAUAAAGGAAGAUGAGGAGAGCGUUGUAGCUGCAGGAGCAAGUAAAAACUCUGAGGACCAGGAUGCUUUUGCCAAGUCUGUGGCUGUUGCCAAGAGUAUUGCUAUCAAACUUUCGGGUAAAACGGCUAUCGAACCUUCCCAAGAAUGGGUAGCCUUCAACCAGAAUAAAACUCGUCCUACUUUACCCUUCCCUUCUAAUCCUUUGAGGAAAUCCAACGUUGGGCUCCAAAACAAACCGGUUUCUGCCGACACAUCCUCCUCGGCUGUUCCAACCAUGGACUCGAGCAGCGCAUCAUCUGAAACUGAGACCAAAAAACAAGCAGAGAAUGAAGACGUUAUGUCAGCUGAUCUAAUCUCCAAGGCUUUCGGUGGUGAGGAGGUGAAAUUGGACAUUCCAUGUGAUAGCUCACCCAGUCUUGCAUUUGCUUCUGACUCUGUACCAACUCCUUCAACUGUAUCAACUCCAUCAUGCAGAGUACAGAAGCUGGAGCCUGUCAAGGUAAAAGCUCCUGUUGAACGUAUGAUUACUCUUGAGUCUGAUGUAGCUGCUCCUGGAGUACCUGAGGAGGAACACAAGCUAACAGUCAUGGUCCGUCCUCCUCCUCAACUUCAGACCCUCAAAAGUUCCUCUUUUGCAAAAACAGUCAAGCCAAAAUCAAAUCUAGCUGCAGCAAAAGCAAAAGACUUGUUUAACAUUUUCUAUGGCUGCAGCGCGAUGACUAGCAGCAGCGCAAUGACUAGCAGCAGUGCUUCUAGAGCUGGCAGUAAGGUUGGCUGUAAAGUGGCCUCUAAACCUGUUUCAGGACUUUUGGUGACCACUGGAAAUAAAGAAUCAACACAGGAGCAGGAUCCAGACUCUCAACACGUAACUGAGGUCUCCAGUUUGAAGUGUGAGCAGCCAUCUGAGGACAAAGGAGCAAAGUCUGAACCACCGAUCUUUGAGCUUGAAGUGGAGCCACUUGUAAACUUAAGAACUGAAAAGCAAAGUGAAAGCCUGGAAAUGGCAACAGCUGAUUGCAAGAAUGGAUCCGAUCCUCUAGAUUGUUUAGCCAGUUCAGAAAUGUUGGAGAACAUCGAGAUGAUCGAAACCAAUGAUAACCAAAAUCCCCUUGACUCUGAAGAGGCGAUGACGCUCUCGUUUUCCCCACCACCAGGUUCUUUCACCGAGCAACUGAACUUGGACACAUUUGAGUUCAGCUUUGAUUCUUUGUAAAGAAACCUCCAUCCAGUAGGUUUAGGGGCUGUGCAUGAAACCUGCGAAUGUUUCAGUAUCAUUUGAUCUGAAAACUUUUCAUUUGUACGAUUUUGGUUGAGAUGUUUCAUGUAUUUUCUCAAACUCUUUGGCAGGUAAUGUCAGUGAAAUGAUGGACUGACAAGCACUCAUUCUGGAGAAAAGGAGAUUCCACUGAAAGAAUGAGCACUGUCUCAGAAUCAAGUAAUGAACCAUUAGCAUAUGUAAAAUGUUGCACAGUUUUUGUUUAAAGUACAGGGUUUUGAACUCCCUGCUUUUUUUCUUGCUUUGUUUGCAGCUGAAACAGUUCCUUUAAAAAAAAAAAAAAAAAAAAAAAGGUAAUGUAGACCAUCAUUUUAUAUCAUUUGAGAGUGAUUAAAGUUCAAGUGUAAAAUCCAUUCAUCCUCCCACUUAAGUAAAUCAAAGAUAUUUUAAUACAGGAGCCACAGAGAUCCAAGGUCAGAAGAGAAAAAGAGUUGGUGAGGAGCUCAUGCUACGGGGACAAAAAAUGUCUUGAAAUGUAUUUGUACUUUUGAGUCCAGCUGUUUUCUCUUCACAGCUUUUGUGAGAACUGAUGCAAAUCUGAGAUGACAGUCCUGUACCCUGUUACUGUAUACUGUUUCUGUAGUACUAUUGGUUGUUCUGUAGUUUUUGGUGUAUAAGGUCUAGUUGAAAUAAAUUUAAUUGGCUUC
Silurus meridionalis is the source of this 6223-nucleotide messenger RNA. It is a transcript of the gene znf318, whose product is annotated as zinc finger protein 318. Gene Ontology annotation, biological process: positive regulation of DNA-templated transcription; negative regulation of DNA-templated transcription. Gene Ontology annotation, cellular component: nucleoplasm. The transcript has 11 exons. The coding region runs from base 183 to 5513 and encodes 1776 amino acids. Gene Ontology annotation, molecular function: zinc ion binding; nucleic acid binding. Lineage: Eukaryota; Metazoa; Chordata; Actinopteri; Siluriformes; Siluridae. The record is from RefSeq and is a predicted model, not a curated record.